Messenger RNA from Abrus precatorius (Indian licorice), 4580 nucleotides. RefSeq lists its product as uncharacterized. The transcript is spliced from 18 exons. NCBI's taxonomy places the organism in Eukaryota, Viridiplantae, Streptophyta, Magnoliopsida, Fabales, Fabaceae. The record is from RefSeq and is a predicted model, not a curated record. The coding region runs from base 102 to 3707 and encodes 1201 amino acids.
AAACCAGUUUCCCGUUCUUCAUGUUCUUUGAUUAUUCAACUUCAAAUGUCUGCACAAACAACUAGAAUUCGUAACUGAGAGUGAAGACGUAACUGAAUCACAUGUCUUCAACAACCUUCAGUCCCUCUCGGAGCUCCGGACCCGGAAGUUCCAGGAUUCAGUUAACUGCCAUAUCCAGGUUCAGAUCUUCCUUCCUCAAGAAGCUUCCAGAACCUCUCCGUCGCGCCGUCGCCGAUUGUCUCUCCUCUCCCCUCACUUCCGCCAUCGAACCUUCCAGAACACUCCGGGACUAUCUGGCAGCCCCUGCAACCACGGACUUGGCUUACAGUGCAAUUCUUGAUCAUGCUAUAGCAGAGAGGGAGCGAAGUCCUGCAGUAGUCUCAAGGUGUGUGGCACUCUUGAAACGGUAUCUUCUAAGAUACAAACCAAGCGAGGAGAUUUUACUUCAGAUAGACCGUUUUUGUUCAACCAUUACUGCUGAAUGUGAUAUUAAUCUGAAUCAACCAUGGUCAAGAUCUUUGAAUCAACAAACUGGUGCAUCCAUGACGUCCACAAAUACAACUCCUUUGGCUGUAUCAAGCUUUGCUUCAGAGGCAAUUGUGAAGUCAUUGAGUUAUGUGCGUUCCCUUGUGGCACAACACAUUCCGAAGCGGCUUUUUCAACCAGCUUCAUUUGCUGGACCACCUUCUGCAUCAGGACAAUUGCUGCCAACAUUGUCAUCAUUAUUGAGUAAAUCCUUCAAUUCCCAACUAUGUCCAGCAAGUGUCCCAGAAACAGUGGAGAAGGAUUCAGUCACUUCAUCGGUUUCAAAGUUUUCAAAACUUGAAAAUUUUGAUGAAAAAGACAAAAGGUUCAUUGCCCAUGAUGUUCUACAAUGGCGCUGGCUUGAGGAACAACAGCCAUCAUCGAUGGAAGCUGACAAUGAAUAUGCUGUGAGUUCGCAAGACUUGAGAGCACAUAAUUUCUUAGAAGCGGGUGCUGCAACUCUACUUGCUGGAGACAUUGAAGCUAAGAUGAAAGGGCGACCAUGGAAAUAUUUUGGGACUGAUGAUAUGCCUUAUCUGGAUCAACUAUUGCAAUCUUUUCCAGUAACAUCAAUUUCUAAUUCUGCAUCAGCUCGUCCCCACCUGAGAGCAAUUACAGCAUUGAAACGCACAAAAAUUGGUCCUCGUCAAGUUUGGCAAGAUUCUCCUGCAAGUACAUUCCGUCCUCGAGCUCGACAGCUCUUUCAGUAUCGAUAUUACAGUGAGCAACAACCUUUGCGAUUGAACCCUGCCGAGGUAUGUGAAGUUAUUGCUGCAGUUUGCUCAGAGUCUUCACCAAACAUCAAUGUCAUGAUGAGGUCAAAUAGGCUAUGCAGUAACAGUGGAAAACCAUCGAUGGAUGUGGCUAUGAGCGUCCUUAUUAAACUUGUCAUUGACACGUAUAUUUUGGAUUCCCAGAUUGCUACUCCACUGACUCUUACUCUGCUUGAGGAGAUGCUUAGCUCUUCUAAAACAGCUUGCAGGGUUCAAGCAUUUGAUUUAAUUCUAAAUCUUGGAGUUCAUGCUCAUCUCCUAGAGCCAAUUGUAACUGAUGAUGCUUCCACAAUUGAAGAAGAAUAUUCUCAAGAAUCCUGUUAUGAUAGUGACACUCAACUUGUGACCCAAGGGAGUAGAAAAGGAAAUUCUCAGAACAAAUUGGACACUUUCUCUGCAAUUGAUAAUUUAGAAUCUUGGAUUUUAAAUAUUUUGUAUGAGAUACUGCUUCUUCUUGUGCAGACUGAAGAAAUGGAGGAAUCUGUCUGGGCAUCUGCACUCAGUUGUUUACUUUAUUUUGUCUGUGAUAGAGGAAAGAUUCGCAGAAGCCGAUUGCAAGUUCUUGACAUUAGAGUUAUCAAAGCACUUAUAGAAACCAGCAGGAAGAAUUCUUGGGCAGAAUUAGUUCAUUGUAAACUUAUUUCCAUGUUAGCUAACAUGUUAUACGAAGUUCCUGAUGAAGUUGUGGAGCUUUUACCUAGCACACCAAAGUUUCUAAUGAAUCAACUUGAUCUGAUUGGAGGAGUUCACUUUAUUUUCCGUGAGUAUGCCCUUGUUAACUCAAGAGAAGAGAGGAAAAAUCUGUAUUCAGUGCUUUUUGACUAUGUUCUGCAUCAAAUUAAUGAAACUUGUGUAGCUUCUGGAGUCAAUGAAUAUAGUGACGAUGAGAUCCAACCAGUUGCAAAUCUGCUUGCUCAAACAAAUGCAGCGGAGGCAUUUUAUAUUUCUGUUAAACUUGGGGUAGAAGGAAUUGGGGAGCUUUUGAGGAGAUCAAUUGCAUCUGCACUGUUAAGAUAUCCCAACAGUGAACGUCUAAAUAUGCUCUUGGAAAUUGUAACAGAGAAAUUUGAUGCAAUAAUAAGUUCAUUCACUCAUUUGGACAGAGAGUUCUCUCAGAUGAUUCAGAUAACCAAAACUCACAAGUCUCUUGAAAAUGUGGAAGUUAUAGCUCUAAGAAGUGACAUUGAUCUGCAAGCAAAGCACUCGUGGGCCACUUUACAUUCCCUUCUUCAUUCUGAAAGAGUUGCUUACCGUCAGAAUGGGUAUAUCUGGUUGGGUGAUCUACUUAUUGCUGAAAUCAGUGGGGAAAGAAGUGGAACUAUAUGGUCAAAUAUAAAAUACUUCCAACAGAAAUUUGCUCAAGUAGGAAAACAGGAUUCUUCUGAUAUGUCAGAUACUCCUUUGCCCAUUUCACUUAUGUGUGGGCUUUUAAAAUCAAAAUAUAACUAUAUUAGAUGGGGAUUUUUAUUUGUUCUUGAAAGGCUGCUUAUGAGAUGCAAAUUUUUGUUGGAUGAAUAUGAAAUGCAACAAUCUAGAAGCAGUGAUCUUGGGAGUGGGCAGAAAGAUUGGCAUCUUGAGAAAGCCCAUGCAUUGAUUGACAUAAUGAGCUGUGCUUUGUUGUUUCAGAUAAAUGAAAAAGAUUGCACCAAUAAGUAUGAAACAGAUCGCAUCAAUAUUCUGAAAAUGUGUGACAUAUUAUUUUCCCAAUUAUGCCUAAGAGUUCCCCCUGCUAUGGCCUUGCCCUAUGGAGAUGAUAUGCAACAUGACAGGAGUUUAAAUCGCUUCAGUUCAAACAAAAAGUUUAAUGGUGAUAACUGUGUCCUUAAUCAAGAUACUUAUCACUUGGAUGAGCAUAAUGAGGAAGAAGCUGAUAGAAGAGCAAACUACCCUGACAACUAUCAUCUUGUUCACGAGACUGCAGCAAUGGCAGCACUUCUUCUCCAAGGACAAGCCAUUGCCCCAAUGCAAUUAAUUGCACUUGUUCCUCCUGAUUUGCUAUUUUGGCCACUGAUGCAAUUAGCUGGAGCAGCAACAGAUGAUAUUGCAUUGGGUGUUGCUGUUGGAAGUAAGGGAAGAGGAAACCUGCCUGGUGCCACAUCUGAUAUCCGGGCCACCCUUCUCCUACUUCUUAUUGGUAAAUGCACAGCAGAUCCUGUUGCUUUCAAGGCAGUUGGUCGAGAACAAUUUUUUAGGGAACUUUUGAAUGACAGAGAUUCAAGGGUGGCAUAUUAUUCUUCUGCUUUUCUUCUGAAGCGAAUGAUGACUGAGAAUCCUGAGAAAUAUCAACACAUGCUUCAAAAUCUUCUUGUUAAAGCCCAACAGAGCAACAAUGAAAAACUGUUGGAGAAUCCUUACCUUCAAAUGUGUGGCAUACUUCAACUGGCAAAUGAUGUUGGAUUUAAGUUGUGAUGUUUGAGUCAAGGCUUUCUGGGGUGUGACAUUGGUUUGGACUUCUGAGUAAAUUUGUUUUGGCCUAAGGAAUCAUCGCAGCUGAUUCUGAUGAACGUUCACCAUCUAUACUUCAGAUGACUGAGAUUGCCACACUUAGCUGGGACAUACUCUUUGAGAGCUUCCUCACAGAAAUGAAAUUGUGAUUUAUUUUCAACAUGGUGGAAGAGAAUAUAGGGGUGGCCAGAGGGUGCCAGUGGGAUUCAGUCAGCUCUUCAGUGAUUCUACUCUUUGUGGGCUAUGUUGAUCUGUGCAAACAUGUCAUGAUCUUCAGCAUGUCUUUCAACCAUUGAAAGACAAUUUACUUGGGAAAAAUUAUUGAAAUCUGUUCUUCUCCUAAAGGUGUUUGGCUACAAGUGUAAGCAAGUGUUCUGUCCGGGAAUGAUUUGAAUAUGCUUGAUUUUGAUUCAGCUGCUGAAAUGUUGCUGAUCUAGGCCUAAGCAUGUCCUCAGUUGCCGGUCGAUCAUUACAUGCGAGAAACUGCUGAAUUUGUACUGAAUCAGAUACCCAUGGAGCCUUCUUCAGUUUUGUCAUUCAAGAAGGGCCAUCUAUAUGGUUGCUUUCUUCUUUGGCGUACGGAAUCUGUGAUGAAAAAAAGAAAAACUUCUGCACAUUGUCAAUAUAACCACUGUUCCACAAAAUUCUUUGAUGGGGGGCAUCAUGCGGUGCAUACUUUUAGAGGCAUCCAAGGUGUCCUCCAUCCGUUCUGUAAUUAUGUGCUCUUUAAUUAUUACUAUGUCUUGCUUCAUGAUUAAUUGCGAAAACUGCUGUAACACGUAUUGAAAAAUUAUUACGUAGAUAUAUAUAUACAGGUUUUUAGUGGAAUUAUGGAGG